Molecule: messenger RNA, 4413 nt
Organism: Pygocentrus nattereri (red-bellied piranha)
Lineage: Eukaryota; Metazoa; Chordata; Actinopteri; Characiformes; Serrasalmidae
Gene: ipo13b
Product: importin 13
Exons: 21
Coding region: 1-2886 (961 amino acids)
Biological process (GO): protein import into nucleus
Cellular component (GO): cytoplasm; nuclear membrane
Molecular function (GO): small GTPase binding
Source: RefSeq, a predicted model, not a curated record
AUGGAGACGCCGGGCAGGAUAGCAGCCAGCACGGCGGACACUGCGGACUUCACCGUGGAGAACGUAGAGAAGGCUCUACACCAGCUGUAUUAUGACCCGAACAUUGAGAAUAAGAACCUGGCUCAGAAGUGGCUGAUGCAGGCUCAGAUUUCCCCUCAGGCCUGGCAGUUCUGUUGGGCUCUACUCAGUCCAGACAAGGUUCCAGAGAUCCAGUACUUUGGUGCUAGCGCCCUCCACACCAAGAUCUCUCGCUACUGGGGCGAUAUUCCUGCCGAGCAGUAUGACACUCUGAAGACGCAGCUCUUCUCUCAGAUCGCCCUCUUCGCCUCAGGAUCCAAGAUUGUUCUCACUCGCCUGUGCGUGGCCUUGGCUUCACUGGCUCUCAACAUGAUGCCCGAGGCGUGGCCAAGCGCUGUGUCCGAGAUGGUGCGCAUGUUUCAGGAGGAGGGCGGCGGGGUGGAUGGCCGCGCCCGCUGCCUGGCCCUGCUGGAGCUACUUACCGUGUUGCCCGAGGAGUUCCAGACCAGCCGACUGCCACAGUACCGCAAGGGACAGGUGCGUGGGGCUCUGGGGCGCGAGUGGGCCGCAGUCUACCCACUCCUUCAGCAGCUACUGCGCCAGCCUGACUCACCAGCACUGGUGAAGGCACGCGUGCUAAAGUGCCUGUCUAGUUGGGUGCUGCUGGACGUGCCACUCAGCGAGAGUGAGGGCCUGCUGGAGGCUGGAUUUGCUGCCCUCUCUGACCCUGAGCUUUUUGACACAGCUGUGGAGGCCAUCGUCAAUGCCAUCUCACAGCCCGACUCACAGAGAUACGUGAACACUUUGCUGAAGCUGGUUCCACAGGUACUGCAGCUACAAGAGCAGUUACGAGAAGCAGUACAGAAUGGAGACAUGGAGACAUCACAUGGGAUCUGCCGAAUCGCUGUCUCUCUGGGAGAGAACCAUUCCAGGGCACUACUGGAGCAGGUGGAGCACUGGCAGAGUUUCCUGGCAUUGGUCAAUAUGAUCAUGUUCUGCACAGGCAUCCCUGGCCACUACCCAGUUAAUGAGACGACAAGCUCUCUCACGCUCACUUUCUGGUACACCCUGCAGGAUGACAUCAUGUCAUUUGAAGCAGAGAAGCAGGCUGUGUAUCUCCAGGUCUACAGACCUGUGUAUUUUCAGCUGGUGGAUGUUCUGCUGCAUAAAGCCCAGUUCCCCACUGACGAAGAGUAUGCCUCCUGGUCCUCUGACGAGAAAGAGCAAUUCAGGAUCUACAGGGUGGACAUAUCUGACACACUGAUGUAUGUCUAUGAGAUGCUGGGAGCAGAGCUGCUUAGUAAUCUUUAUGACAAGCUAGGCAGGCUGCUUACCAAUGCAGAGCAACCAACGUCCUGGCAGCACACAGAGGCUCUGCUGUAUGGGUUCCAGUCCAUAGCAGAAACGAUAGAUGUGAACUACUCAGAUGUCAUUCCUGGCCUGAUCGGCCUCAUUCCCCGAAUCAACAUUAACAACGUGCAACUCGCAGACACAGUCAUGUUCACUAUAGGUGCACUGGCAGAAUGGUUAGCAGAUCACCCAGUGAUGUUGAGCAGUGUGUUGCCGUUGGUGCUGCAGGCGUUGGGGAAUCCGGACUUGUCUGUGUCAAGUGUGUCCACCCUAAAGAAAAUCUGCAGAGAAUGCAAAUACGACCUGCCCCCUUAUGCCACGAACAUAGUUGCUGUGUCUCAGGAGGUGCUUAUUAAACAGAUUCACAAGACGAGUCAGUGUAUGUGGCUGAUGCAGGCUUUAGGUUUUCUGUUGUCGGCACUGCCAGUGGAGGACAUUCUGCGCAACCUUCACUCUCUCAUCACGCCCUAUAUCCAGCAGCUGGAGAAACUGGCUGAGGAGACGCCAAAUCCUUCUAACAAACUGGCCAUCAUUCACAUUCUGGGCCUGCUGUCCAACCUCUUCACCACACUCGACAUCACCAAGCAAGAAGAUGAGUCUGGGGAGAGUGCGCCACCUGUCAAAUCAACCCCGCCACAAUCCGGCCCCAACCCUGUGGUAGUGGUGCUGCAGCAGGUCUUUGCCCUCAUUCAGACUGUACUCAGCAAAUGGCUGAAUGACUCACAAGUUGUAGAGGCUGUCUGUGCUAUCUUUGAAAAGUCAGUGAAGACUCUACUCCAUGACUUUGCUCCUAUGGUGUCUCAGCUGAGUGAGAUGCUAGGCCAGAUGUACAGCACUAUACCACAGGCCUCUGCACUGGAUCUGACACGACAGAUGGUGCAUAUAUUUGCCAGUGAGACAGACCACUUUCCUCCAAUCAAAGCCCUGUUUGAGUUAGUCACUUCGGUCACCCUCACCAUCUUCCAGCAAGGGCCCAGGGAUCAUCCUGAUAUUGUUGAUUCAUUUAUGCAACUCCAAGCUCAGGCUCUCAAACGGAAGCCCGAUUUGUUCUUAUCUGAAAAUCUUGAUGUGAAAGCAGUGUUUCACUGUGGAGUUCUGUCGCUCAAAUUCCCAGAGGCCCCUACAGUCAAGUCUACCUGCCUUUUCUUUACUGAGCUGCUGCCACACUGUGCAGACAUCCCUCCUGUGGGACAAGUGGUGCAAGAAGAUGGCAAACUACUACUACUGGCUGUUCUGGAGGCAAUUGGUGGUCAGUCUUCUCGCAGUCUAAUGGAUCAGUUUGCUGAGGUGCUUUUCUCCAUGAAUAAGCACUGCUUUGGCCUGCUUACUGUGUGGCUCAAAGAAGCCCUGCAGUCUCCAGGCUUCCCCUCCUCCCGCGUCUCAGACGAGCAGAAAGAUACCUUCAGCCAGCAAGUCCUCAGGGAACGAGUGAAUAAGCGCCGUGUGAAGGACAUAGUUAAAGAGUUCACUCUAGUGUGCCGGGGGCUGCAUGGUACAGAAUACGCAGCAGAGUACUGAACAGCCCAAGUCCAAAGUGAUCCAAAACUACAAUUCCAAGCAGCCCCCACCGGAAACUCAACACAGACAUGAGCAAUGCUAGAGAGACAGCCUGACAAACAGAUGUUCAGAGCAUGCACUGUAAGGACCUGAGGAGGGCGCUCUGCCUCUUUUUUGAUCUUUCUUCUUCUCUUUCCUUUCCAUUCAGCUUUCACAAGGCUGUUUUGGGCCCUCUGAAAGGUGGCCAGAGCUGCCUGUUUUGAGCAGCGAAAGAUUUCAUAUAAAUCCCCUCUCCUCCCUCUUCUCCCCACCUUCACCCUUGCAGCAUGUGGAUUGUAAACAGUCACCUCCCCUUUUUCACGUUCUCGAUCUUCCGUGGCUCUUAGGCUGUUUUCCUUGUGACAAUUUGCAGAUGUACGAACAAAGUGGUAGUUAAAUGUUUUAUUUUUAAAUUUAGAGAUACUGAAAGCUAAAUGAGUAUAUACACAUAUAUAAAUCUAUAUAUAAACACUUAUAUAUCUAGCAAACCACAGGAGGUGUGAGUCCUUAUAGCUACUGCUACUGACAGAGAGAGGGACCAACGAAGAAUGAUCUUUUUUUUUUCCUAUGUGGCUUUAUAUAUAUAUCUAUAUAAUCUACCUAACUACCCCCACUCACAUUCUGCCAAAACGUUGUGAAUCUUGUCAUGUGUCUUAGAAUUUUUUUUUUUUUUUUUUUUGUGAUGAAUUAUUUUUGAUAUGUGAAAUUAGCAGCACAUAUUGGGCUGGUAAGAACUGAUGUUAAAAACAACACAAUUUUACUCUACAAACAUCUGACGUUGCUGAUCAGACAGUUACAGUCAAGGAAGAAGAUGCAUUUCUCUACUCUGCUUAUGGUGUCCACUGUGGAGAGCUGCUGGGAGCCCAGGAUGGCUGUGAAAAAUGUACCUGUGAAUGUUCCUUGUGUCUUUUUCAGAAUUUGCAUAGUUUCCAGAGCAUCCGUGAAGAAAGAGAAGUGGUCACGUCUGUAACUGUGAGCUGUACACCCAACACUGUAACGACAAGCAGAAAAUGUUUUAUGUUUUAGAAAUGUAAGCGGUCCUUUUGCAUAUGUGUGUGCGCACACCAAUGCGCAUGUGCCUUUGUACACCUGUGUGUGAGGGCUUGUCCUAAUUGCAGCCUCUAUAGACUUUCGAGUGCACUUAUGAGGAACUGAACACAAACCCUUACUACAAAGUCCCCUUGUUUUUGCUGUUCGAGGCCCCUGAAAAGGACGCUGCUGUGGCCAGACCUCUCUCUCUUUCCCUGUCUACUGCCCGGCCGCUGCCUGCAAACAUGUAGCAUGUGUGUUUUAAAAUUUUGGGCGGGGGGAUUCGGGCAUGCAGCAAGUGAAUGUGUUGUGAGCAUUCAGCAGGUGAGGAUUCUCUCCCACCCUGCAUUUGUUUACCGGUGGUGGAUACGUCUAGAGUAAGGGAGGGGAAGAUAGAGGGGGUGACGUGUACAUGACUUUUUUUUUUUUUCUUCUUUUGUACCUUGUUUUAAUUUAUUAAAUAUAUCUAAGAUGGCAUCA